AGUACAGACUUUAUGUAACUAAUAUACCUCCGGAGUUGAACGAGAAUGGCAUUCGACAAAUUUUUGAUCAUUUUGGUGAAGUUAGUAGCAUUUUUUGUCUUCCAUAUGCAUCAUGGGCUUAUAUUACAUAUACAAAAUUUAGUGCAGCUGAAUAUGCUAUAAGGAAUCUUCACGAUACACCACCAUUAUGUUUAAAAAUAUCAUUUAGUAAAAAAAUGAAAUCUGUUGAUCAAAGCGAGAAGAUACUGUGCAACCAAAAAUCUCAAGCAACUUGUAAAAAUUCAGUUUUAGAUCAUCAACCUCAUGAAACGGCAAAUAUAGAAACUAUGGAAUUACCAAACUAUAGUAAUAUACUUCAUAAAUAUAGUUAUCAAUCUAAAAUACCUAUUGAUAUGCAUCAUACAGCUGAUGGUUUGUUGUAUCCAGUACCUAUGGAUCAUCAUUUAUUUGAUCCAUAUGAAAGUACAAAAUCUUUAGAUUAUAAAAAUACAUUAUGGACAAGGGACAGAGUAACUGUAACGCGUGAUGGAAAACGACAUGUUUCUCUUGGACGUGGUUAUAGCUUGUAUGAGAUAUCUGAACCACAUUCUUCGACCAAGACACUGACUACACAAAUUUCUGAGAAACGUAGUAAUGAUUUCUAUGAACAUGGUCAAGAUAGUUUAAAAGAAAAAUUAGAAAUAUGCGUACGCUGUGACAAAGUAACAGCUGUGAAAUGCGGAAAAUGUUAUUCUUUUUACUGUAGCAAACAAUGUCAAAUAGUAGAUUGGCCAAAUCAUAAAAUUAAAUGUCAACAAAUUUCCAUACUGGCAGAAGAUAUUAAAUCUUUAUCGACAUCAAGUAGUGAAAAUCAAAUUGAAGUAACAAACUUAAAUCCAACUCAGAAACAAUUACGUCGCCCAAAAGUACAAUCUUUAAUUAAUUCAAAUCUAGAGAGCAUAAAUAACCAGUGUAUGAAAGAUAAAAAACCGGAAAGUUUAAUGAAACUAAACGAAAAUAAUUCUCAAAUUAAUGUCAUGCACAAGAAUGAUAAAAUAAAAGAUAAAGAAUACAAAUUGGAUGUAACUGAAAAAGAAGUCCAAAAUAAUUUUAAAAUAAAAACUCGAGAACAAAAAAUAUUUUAUAAAAACACAUUUUUAUCAACCGCAAAAAUUACGGAAGUUAUAAUUUUAGAGUUUACACAAGGAAAAGAUUUUUGGGUACGUAAACUAGAUCAAGAUAAAAUAUAUCAUAAUAUGAUAAUGGAAUUGCAAAUUAUAAUUCAGAAAAUGCCUAAAAUUAACCCAAUUAUUGGUAAUAUAUAUGGUUACAAAUUUAAUAAUAUAUGGCACAGGGCAAAGAUAAUGUCUUUGAAUCCAACAAACAUAUUUUUUAUUGAUCUUGGUAUUACUGAGACAGUUAAAGUAAAUGAAUUUCGUGAGAUAAGCGAUUUUAAGACUAUGUUGCCAUUUGCAGGAAAAAUAUGUUUACAUAAAAAUGCAUCAAUGAAGUAUGAAAAUUUAAAAAAACAUCAAAUUAUAGCUGUAAAAGCUAUUAAUCAGAAUGAGAAUGUGACUUUUGUAGACGUUAUAAGUGAAAUUAAUAACACAAGCCCAAACAAAUCUUCAAAGCUCAAAACGCAAUUAACAGUUAAAAGUUCUACAAACUCUACUUAUAAUAAUGAAAAUAUUUGCAAAACUACCUCCAAUUUUUCUUUGAAUACUAAUGAAAAAACAAAUAAAAGUGAGGAUAAGAAAAAUAAUUAUUCUCCAAAUGGCAAGAACAUAUAUGAAAAUAAAAACGAGAAUAAAGCAAUACCACGUCACUUAUCAAAUGUGAUAAACUUAUUAUCAAAAGAUGUAUAUGGAUUUUUAAAAGUUAAUACGGUACUUGAUAACAACAUUUAUGGAAUUACCCUUUUACCGAACAAUUUGAUCGCAGAAUAUCAACAAAUUAUGACAAAAUUACCUGAAAAAUGUAACUCUAUGAAAUUAAAUUACGAAUAUAAGCCAAAUAUUGGAGAUUUAGCAUGUGGCCUAGGAGGAGAGGUCAAUGAUUGGCAUAGAGGUUAUGUGAUAACUCUAAAUCCAAAAAUACAGUUUGCUGUAAUAGAUAAAGCGGAAAUAAUACCAGUUCAGAAAAUUGUACCUUAUCCUGAUGAAUUUCCUAAUAAAUGCACAUUUGGUGUGAUCUGCAAAAUAAGUACAAACGAUAUCGAAUUAGUAAUAAGUAAUUAUUACGAAUAUAAAGUAAUAAAUAAUGAGAAUGAAAUCAGUAUUGAAAUUAAAUUAAACAAUAGAAAUAAAGUAGAAGGUAUUUUAAAACCAUGGGAGCCAAGACUUAAACCAAGUAAUAUUCAAUGCUUUAAAUUGAAAAGCAAGUCCAAGGUUUGCAUCAGUUCUUAUUUAAAUCAAUCUAUCAUGUUUGUUCGCUCUCUGGAUACAGAAGACUCAGAAGAAUUUAAUAAACUCAUGCAAAAAAUUGCAAAAUAUGCUCUAUUUGCUGCAUAUCUCAAAGAACCUCCAGUUGUGGGAGAAAUAAUAAUAUCACAGUACAUUGACAAUAAUUUUUAUCGUGCAAUUGUUACAAAAAUACAGGGGGAAGAAGCAAUCGUUACUUAUAUAGAUUUUGGAAAUUCUGAAAAAACGUCAUGGAGAAAAUUACAAGUAUUACCUGACGACUUAAAAUCGCAUCAAUCAUGUGUCACAAAAAUUCUUUUAAAAGAUAUACCAACCAAUGUUAUUAUGACCGAAGAAGUGUCAAAUUAUCUUAAUGAUUUAGUAGGUAAAGAAGUACCUUUAAAAUGUGAAUUUAAUGGUAUACCUUGUAAAGAUGGUGUACAUUUAAUUAUGUCAAAUGGAGAAAGUAUUAAUGACAAAAUUAAACAAUUGCUUAUACCAAAUUGGAAAAUAGAAGAAGAUAAAACGGUUUACACGAUUAAUAAUAUAGACGUGUUUCCUUUGGGAAAUAUUGGUGAUACCGUCAAAGUUGUGAUUUUAAGUGUAAUCGAAAAGGAUUUUGAAUAUUUCAUGUGUCUUCUAGAUUUAGAACUGAUUACACAUGUUCAUAACAUUUUGCCAAAAUUGAUGAAAGAAUACUGCGAACAUACAGAGUAUUAUAUUCCCCGAGAAAAUGAAUUAUGUAUAGGCUUAUACAAAAAUAAUUGGUAUCGUGCAAUAUGUUUAACUAUAAGCGAAUCAAAAGAUACAGUUUUUUUAUUUUAUAUUGAUUAUGGAAACUAUGAAGAAGUUUUUCACCAAAAUAUUAGACCAAUGACAAGUGACUUUUUAAAGCCUUCUUGUCUUGCAAAUAUGUGUACUCUUGUUAAUUUACUUCCAGAAGGAAAAAAUGGAUCUUAUUCUCCUAAAGCAUUAAAAAGAAUCUCAGAAUUGGUUAAAGCUGAUGAAAUUUACCAAGCUAAAAUCAUUGAUUUGGAUAAAGAUGGAAAUUAUAAGAUUGAACUUCCAGAUGUUCGUCGUAAAUUAAUUGAAGAAAACUUAAUACCAUCUUCUUAAAAAUAUAUCAUUACGUUUAUGUUAUUAUUAAGUACAAUAGAGAAAAUUCAGUGCCUUAAUAUUUAAUUCAAUGCAUCAAAAUCCUUAUUUUUUUUUUUUUGUCAAGAAAUUCAGCAGUUAUCUGAAAGAUGGAUCAAAG
Messenger RNA from Polistes canadensis, 3633 nucleotides. RefSeq lists its product as uncharacterized. NCBI's taxonomy places the organism in Eukaryota, Metazoa, Arthropoda, Insecta, Hymenoptera, Vespidae. The record is from RefSeq and is a predicted model, not a curated record. Bases 216 to 3494 code for a protein of 1092 amino acids. The transcript is spliced from 14 exons. Gene Ontology annotation, biological process: spermatogenesis.